This is a messenger RNA of Wallemia mellicola CBS 633.66, 2433 nucleotides long. Its product is annotated as Rap30/74 interaction domain-containing protein. NCBI's taxonomy places the organism in Eukaryota, Fungi, Basidiomycota, Wallemiomycetes, Wallemiales, Wallemiaceae. Gene Ontology annotation, biological process: positive regulation of transcription elongation by RNA polymerase II; transcription initiation at RNA polymerase II promoter. Bases 68 to 1564 code for a protein of 498 amino acids. The transcript has 3 exons. Gene Ontology annotation, molecular function: TFIIF-class transcription factor complex binding; RNA polymerase II general transcription initiation factor activity; DNA binding. Gene Ontology annotation, cellular component: transcription factor TFIIF complex; nucleus. The record is from RefSeq and is a predicted model, not a curated record.
GGAUACUAAACCGUAUACGGACUAUAAAUUGGUAUCUUCAUCAUCUAACGGUUAUGCAUUCAAUGUUAUGCGCUUAAAUUCUAAUAGUUCCGUCGAUCCUGCCAACUUUAGUCGUCCUGUCAAGUUGAAUAGGAAAGAUCCUAAUCAUUUACUUAGACCGGUACCUGAUAUCGAUCCAAACACUGGAAAAGUUAAGCUAGAUGAACAGGAUAGGCCAAUCUUGAUUGAUCCACAAACUAAUCAAGUUAUACCACCAAUCAAUGACAAAAAUAAAAGAUUUUUCAAGAGAAAGACAAAGCAAGUCUUUAUGGCAGAUGAGGACGCUAUGCAACUUAGAAGAACUGAAAGAUUGCCUUGGAUUUUGGAGGAUAGUGAUGGUUCACAAAAGUGGCAUGGUCAGUUAGAUGGUAAACCAUCCGAUCAAAGUUAUAUUAUGCUCGUCUUUAAUGAGAAUCAUGGUUUAGAUUUUAAAGUUCAGCCGACAAACCGUUUUUACAAGUUUAAUCAGCAGCCAAAAUACGAUACUUUAUCUAUGGAGGAGGCAGAUCAAGCCUAUUCAAAAGGUGUCGAUGAUGUCUGGUUUAUGCGUAAUCGAUCUAGACCAGUUGCAAGUACAUCUAACCAAUCUGAUCCCGAAAUUGAUAACAAGCAAUCUAUUCAUCAAAGAUUAGAAGGUAUGAUGAACCAACAACCUGCUCAGUCUAGACAAGCGAACAGGCGCAUGCAGGUUGAUAGAGGUGCAGUAAAAGAAGAAACUUUUGAUGGUUUAUUCGAUGAAAUGGAGUAUGAUGAAGAAUUCCAAGAUGACGAUGAACAAGUUAUCCAAGAUAAUCAGGAUGAUGAUGAACUCAAGGAGUUAGAGGACAGAAUAAAGAAGGAAAUGCAUCAAGCCAACAUCGGCCAUGUUGAACAAACAACAAAUCUUGACGACUUUGAGGAAGAUAUUAAGCCAUUCAAGCAAAAGAGUACCUCAGAGAAAGAGAUGAAGAAGUUCUUGCGUAGAUACGAUAAAUCUAACGCGGACGCCUAUGAAUCUGACAAUUCUGAUGACGAUGACGAUGAGGAAGAAGAAGAGCGUAAAAAACAAGAGCAAGAUCGUGAGCAGCAAAGACGUGAACGUGAGAAGAAAGAACAACAGGAUAAGGAUCAAGCUACCAACUUGGCCAAAUCGAUAAAGAGGGAGCAAUCACCUGCAUCUCUCGCAGCUCAUGAAGUAGCAAGACGGGCUACUAGUCCUUACGCCAAGCAACGCUCAUCAAGUCCAUCCACGAAACGUAGCAGAACAGAUUUAGAAGAUAAACCUGACAACAAGAAGCUCAAGGUGAAGAGAGAGUCGUCUUCACCUUCUGCCACACCACCGAAUUCUGCAGAUGGGCAAGUCUUACAAGAUGAUGAAAUUAUUGCAUUCUUGCGCGGUAAAUCUGUUACCACUAAUGAGCUCAUCCAACACUUCAAAAAACGCUUCAAAGCUCAGCCAAAGAACAGAGAAACAAUUGGUGGUGUGCUCAAAAAGGUGGCUUCCAGAACACCAGAUGGAAAGUUACAAUUGAAAGAGGGUUUAUAAUGUUUGAAACUAGAUGGUAAAAUGUUAUUAGUGAAAUACAUAUAGUUUGCUGCGAUCAUGAAAGCCAUACGAGUGUGCAUUUUAUGACCAGCAUGUAAAAUUCAUAAAUCUUCCCUCUCUGUGAAGUGUUUAAAGUUAAAGGUUAUAAGUACAUGAGGUAUAUUUAAACAUAAUAGCUGUCUAUUCAUAAUCAACAGGUACUGUUAGCUGUCUUACAUGACGUCGCAUAAAACCCAGGUUAUUAUGUCAUUGAUUCAGUGAGAAUAUGGUAGCAAAUCUAUGAAGAAACCAUUGAGUGUAUUCUUCUAGUCAUAAAAUUACUGUAUUAUUUGAAAUCGCCCCUCAAGUUACUUCAUAAUGAUGGAUAACAUAAUUUUUCUUUUGUCAUUCUAGAAGACAACACAAAGAAAAGGAAGUAUCUGCAAGGUGAGUAGCAAGAUUUAAUUUUUUAGUGCAAAGCCAGCUCCAUCAUGUCAUCAGUGAAGCUGAUAGAAGCCUAGCUACUCCUAAACUCUCAACGUCAUUGUGGAACCACUCCAUAAAGCGCUCGUAAACUUGGACUUCUCUCUUUAACACUUAACAUCAACAUAACCAAAAUGUCAGGAGGUCCAAAACAAGCAACUUUCGGUGGAUCAGAACCAAGAGCAGCUAACGAAGUUGAGAAGCAAGCUCAAGAUAUCCAGCGCCAAAAUGAGACCAACAAGGGCGGUGCUGCUGGACGUGAAGGCGUCGCAUCCACAAACCCAUCAGACUACGAUCGUAGAGGCGGUUCAGGUGGUGGAAGUCUGAAUGACCCAAAGAUUUAAGCUAUUGAGCCAUUGUAUGAAUCUGAUGAUAAAUUGUUAUAUAUGCAUUGAUUACAAUAAAAA